GAGACUCCAUUGAACCUGUCUACCAGCGGCAUUAGCAGCAUCAACAUGUCAAUAGAAAUAGAUGGAGUUGUCUACACAGGUGUUCUGUUUGCCAGGAAGCCCUCUCUCCCUACGAUGCUGGGUGGUCACCGGGUCCAGAACCAGAAUGACACCUUCUCUCAGGGAAAGAGCAGUCCGGGGAUGAACUCCUCCUCCAUACAGAUCCAACCGUCCUGCUCCUCCUCCUCCUCCUCCUCUACAUCCUCGGUCCACGGACAUGGAAACUCCUCCCCUUGAGCUGAGUCCCACCCCCAGCUCCACCCCCUAAACCCCCACCCCCAUCAUUCCCCAAAGACAACAAGCGGUCUGAGAUACCAGGAGAAAAUACUUCAAUUGUUUUUGAAGGUGGCUUUUCCCUUCCUCCUCCUCUUCCUCUUCCUCCUCCAUUUUCUCAAACUCCCUUAUUCCAGUUGAAAGAACAAAAAAAUUUAAAAAAUGAUUUACUGAGAAAAUACUUCUGUAGAAAAUGAAAAUUCUCUCGCUCUAUUCUUUUUCCUUCCUCUGAACUCUGACCUCUGAAUGGUAUGUAAAGAGGACCUCUGAACCACGUGUGUAUGCAGAUGAAGUCUGCUGUCUUUUUUUGUGUUUCCUGAGAACAGCUGCUCAGUUUGGAGCAGUGUAAACAUAUAGGUAAAGAUAUAUGGUGACACAUCAUUAGACGCAAGGAACUGUGGGACAAAGACACUGAGAGACUGAGACAUGUUGUCUGUCUGUCUGUCUGUCUGUCUGU
Molecule: messenger RNA, 769 nt
Organism: Salvelinus namaycush (lake trout)
Lineage: Eukaryota; Metazoa; Chordata; Actinopteri; Salmoniformes; Salmonidae
Product: AT-rich interactive domain-containing protein 3A-like
Exons: 2
Coding region: 46-276 (76 amino acids)
Source: RefSeq, a predicted model, not a curated record